This is a messenger RNA of Schistocerca gregaria, 6543 nucleotides long. It is a transcript of the gene LanB1, whose product is annotated as laminin subunit beta-1. Gene Ontology annotation, biological process: cell migration; substrate adhesion-dependent cell spreading; basement membrane assembly. Bases 336 to 5678 code for a protein of 1780 amino acids. NCBI's taxonomy places the organism in Eukaryota, Metazoa, Arthropoda, Insecta, Orthoptera, Acrididae. The transcript has 34 exons. Gene Ontology annotation, cellular component: laminin trimer. The record is from RefSeq and is a predicted model, not a curated record.
ACGACCUCGACUAAGCGUACACCAGAAGUUACAGGUGUUUGCACGCAAACCCGCGAAGUUUCGUAAGAGUAAACUUUGCGGUAGUCGAUAUUACGGAGUUAAUCAGAUAAGCCUAAACUGUGUUUCUGGUGCUUUGCUAACGGGUAGCUCAAGGCGCAGGUGGGGGGGUAGUUCCGCUGGGCGGAACAGCCGAGCAGAGGCUGUGCUGCCUCGUGCCUGCUCAUUGCUGUGAUCGCCUCCUCAGCGAUCACAUCACGGCCGUUCCUUUGGCAGAGACGCUUCCACACAUGAGCGUGAAACCAUUGUAGCAGACGUCAGUUACAGGAAGCUCAGCGAUGGGUCCGAAGACGGUUGCUCAGAUACUGAUGUUCCUGUACCUCUGCACAUUUAGGACAACCCUAGGACAAAUUAAGACAAGAGAGCGGAACCGUAAUCCUCCUGGAAGAGGAUAUAUACCUCAACGUCCACAUCCAUGUGAGCAAAGCUCAUGCUAUCCUGCAACAGGAAAUCUCCUGAUUGGGAGAGAGAAGCAGCUUAAGGCCUCAUCAACUUGUGGGUUGUAUAAACAGGAAAGAUUUUGUAUAGUGUCACAUUUAGAAGAGCGGAAAAAAUGUUUCUGGUGCGAUUCACGUGAUGAACAUGCUAAUAAUCCAGCUCGCAGUCAUCGUAUAGAGAAUAUUGUCUAUAAAAAUUUUCCUGGUACAGAACAACGCUCAUGGUGGCAGUCUGAAAAUGGAGUGGAAAAUGUAACAAUUCAGCUUGACCUUGAAGCAGAAUUCCAUUUCACUCACAUGAUAAUCACAUUUAAAACCUUUAGGCCAGCAGCUAUGCUUAUUGAAAGGUCAUAUGAUUUUGGGCGCACAUGGCAGGUGUAUAGGUAUUUUGCCUACAACUGCAAUGAGUCAUUUCCAAAUAUCCCAAAACAUAAACCACGCACUCUUACUGAUGUUGUCUGUGAGUCAAGAUAUUCAAAUGUAGCACCAUCAACAGGUGGAGAGGUUAUAUUUAGAGUCCUGUUGCCUAAUUUACCCAUUGAUGAUCCAUAUUCUCCAGAAGUACAGAAUCUACUGAAAAUGACAAAUCUAAGGAUAAACUUUACAAAACUUCAUACACUUGGUGAUGACUUGCUGGACAACAGGGAAGAAAUACAGGAAAAGUAUUAUUAUGCAAUAAAUCAGAUGGUAGUACGAGGCUCAUGUUCAUGCUAUGGGCAUGCUUCAAGAUGUCUUCCACUUCCUGGUGUGGAAUCAAAGCCUAACAUGGUGCAUGGAAGAUGUGAAUGUACCCACAAUACAAAGGGGCUGAACUGUGAAUUUUGUGAGGAUUUUUACAAUGAUUUGCCUUGGAAACCAGCUUUUGGAAAGCAGACAAAUGCAUGCAAAAGGUGCAAUUGCAACAAUCACGCUACCAGCUGUCAUUUUGAUGCAGCUGUGUAUGACAUAUCAGGCAGAGUGAGUGGUGGUGUAUGUGACAACUGUCAACACAACACUCAGGGAAGAAAUUGUGAACAAUGUAGAGACUUCUACUACCAUGAUCCAGAACGUGACAUUACAGAUCCUGAGGCAUGUCAGCCAUGCGACUGUGACCCUAGUGGCUCACUGGAUGAAGGAAUAUGUGAUUCUCGAACAGACAUAGCCAAUGGUUUAGAAUCAGGAAGAUGCCACUGUAAAGCUAAUGUUGAUGGGAGACGUUGUGACCGAUGUAAAAAUGGAUAUUGGAAUUUUGAUGAAGAAAAUCCUGAUGGCUGUCAGCCAUGUACCUGCAAUACUCAAGGAACUGUUGAUAAUCAGGGCUGCAAUGUUCUUACUGGAGAAUGUACCUGCAAACGAUAUGUGACUGGACGUGAUUGUAACCAAUGUCUGCUCAAUUACUGGGGCCUCUCUGAUGAUCGUGAUGGGUGUAAACCUUGUGAUUGUGACCCUGGUGGAUCAUAUGAUAACAACUGUGAUGUCAUCACUGGCCAGUGCAGAUGUCGCCCUCAUGUCACUGGCCAGCAGUGCAACCAACCAGAGCAGAGCUACUUUACUGCAACCCUAGAUUUCUUGGUUUAUGAGGCUGAGCUUGCAAGAGGGAGUGAGACUUGCCAAGUUGUGAUCAGAGAGCCAUACAGAGAUGGCAGGGAAAAUAGUUGGACGGGUACUGGAUUCAUGAGAGCAUUUACUGGCUCUGAACUUGAAUUCCCAAUUAACAACAUUCAGCAAGGAAUGGAUUAUGACAUAGUUAUACGUUAUGAGCCUCAGGUUCCUGGUACAUGGGAAGUGCAAGUUGAUGUUAUCAGACCUGGUCCAGUGGAUCGUAGUGGCCCUUGUGCAAAUGCUAUUCCUGAUGAUGACACAAAGGUCGUUUUUCUGUCACCAGAUUCUAGGAGUGUCCCUGUGUCUCCUCCUGUUUGCCUUGAACCAGGUCAAGACUACAAAGUACGCCUAACAUUCAAACGAUAUGAUGGUGAAACUGAUGUGCCAUCAGCAUCAAUACUUGUUGACUCUAUUGCACUGAUUCCAAGACCAGAAAGCAUCCCAUUUUUUCAAGGAGCAAACAAUCUCCAUAGGCAGGAAUUUGAGCGAUAUCAGUGUGGUCAGGCAUUCUACUCUGUACUUAAGGGCAGCAUUCCUGAUGUCUGUCAAAAGUACCAUCACAGCAUAGGUUUCUACGUUCAUGGUGGUGCAUUCCCCUGCCAAUGCGACCCUACUGGCUCAGUGAGUGCUAUAUGUUCAGAACUGGGUGGUGCUUGCACCUGCAAACCUAAUGUAGUUGGCAGGCGCUGUGACAGAUGUGCUCCAGGAACAUACGGUUUUGGUCCCGAAGGUUGUCGUGCAUGCGACUGCAAUUCUAUUGGUGCACUUGACAACUUCUGUGAUGUUCAGACUGGCCAGUGCAAGUGCAGAGCCAAUACGUACGGCCGAGAAUGUGAUCAGUGUCAGCCAGGUUUCUGGAAUUUCCCCAACUGUCAGCAGUGUACAUGUAAUGGGCAUGCUGAUGUUUGCGACCCUCAAACAGGAGCAUGUACAGAAUGUCGUGACUUUACAUUGGGCCAUAACUGUGACAGAUGCAUUGAAGGAUACUAUGGAGAUCCUAGAAUUGGUAUUGACAUACCAUGUAGGCCAUGUCCAUGCCCAGGAACAGCUGAUUCAGGGCAUUCAUAUGCAACACGAUGUGCCCUAGAUACAUUAACUCAAGAUGUAGUCUGUGAAUGUGAUGUUGGAUAUGCAGGAUCUCGGUGUGACGUUUGUGCGGACAACUAUUUUGGAAAUCCAGAGACUCCUGGAGGAUCAUGUCGGCCAUGUAACUGUAGUAAAAAUAUUGAUCUUGCUCUUCCUGGUAACUGCGAUUCUCGCUCUGGUGAAUGUCUCCAGUGCCUCUUUCAUACAGAAGGAUUCCAUUGUGAAAUAUGUAAAGCAAACUAUUAUGGUGAUGCAAUAAACCAACAGUGCGCAGAAUGUGUUUGUGACAUUCUUGGGACUAACAACACGGCAGGACCAUGUGAUCGCAAUACAGGACAGUGUCCUUGUUUGCCAAAUGUUAUUGGUCAAAAAUGUGAUGAAUGUAAACCAAACCACUGGAAAAUAGCCAGUGGUACAGGCUGCGAACCGUGUGGUUGUGAUCCUAUAGGUUCUACAGCUGAACAAUGCAAUCUUUUUGAUGGGCAAUGUACCUGCAAGCCAGGAUUUGGAGGACGGCAGUGCAAUGAAUGCCAAGCUAAUCAUUGGGGAAAUCCUACAGUAAAGUGUCAUGCUUGUGAAUGUGACCCUGAUGGUUCACUUACAAUGCAGUGCCACCGUGAAAAUGGAACCUGUAUUUGUCUUGAGGGGAUUGGAGGAGAAAAGUGCAAUCAGUGUGCACGAGGCUAUCUGGGUUCAGCUCCACAAUGCAGUCCUUGUGGUGAAUGCUUUACGAAUUGGGAUCGUAUCCUCAACGAACUAAGAGAUCAGACAAAUCGAAUUAUCCAAGAUGCAUCAAAAAUUAAACAGACUGGAGCAACCGGCGCCUACACUCGUGAAUUCGAUCAGAUGGAAAAGAAACUUGAAGAAAUUAAACAGAUGCUAAGCAACACUUCAAUCAGUUCUCAGGAUCUUGAAUCACUAAACAAACUUGUGGAAGACUUGAGAGGAACGCUCAAUCAUUCAUCACAUGGACUUGAUGAUGUUGAGAAAAUCCUACAAAAUGCAACCCAGAGGAUUCUUUUGGCACAUGAGGCUCUGAGAGAUCUCCGUGUCAAGAAAGACAGGCUUAAUGCUACAGCUCUUGGCUUAAAAGAAAAUGCUACUCGGUUGCAAGAAGCAAAUGUUGAAGGUGCUUUGAACCUCACACGUGAAGCAUGGGAGCGCUCUGAGAAAGCUCAACAAAUAGCUGAUGACAGUCAGUCAGCAAUUGCAGAUUCAGAAAGACAGUGUAAACGUGCUGAAACCCUUGUUAAUCGCACCAGUAACCAAUUUCUUAGACUCCAAGAUGAAAACACUGAAGCACUUGCAGACCUUGAAACUAAACUUUUAGAACUAGAAGAACAAAUUCCAGAUAUUAAUAACCAGGUUUGUGGCAAGCGUGGGGACCCAUGUGACAAGCUGUGUGGUGGUGCUGGUUGUGGCAGCUGUGGAGGGCUGUCCUGUGAGCAAGGUGCUGUUACUAUGGCAGAACGUGCCCUCAAAUUUGCUGAAGAUGCCAGAAAAACUGUUGAAGAUAAGGAAGCGGAAGCAGAUGAUUUAUUAAGAGGGGUAUCUCAGGCAAGACAAGAAACAGUUAAUGCAAACACUUUGGCACAAGAAGCUUAUGACAAAGCAUUAGAGGCACGUAAUCGUUCUGAUGAUGUUACAACCAGAACGCAAAAUUUCAUAGAUGAGCUCCAGAAAUUUUUUGAUGAGGAAGGUGCAUCACCAUCAGAUAUCAGAACGCUGGCAAAAGAGGUUCUGUCGAAAAAUAUAGAACUUGAACCAGAAAGCAUAACUUAUCUUGCACAAAAUAUAAACAAUACAAUUGCAUCUCUCACGGACAUAGAGGUCAUCCUGAUGGAAACGAAUGAUAGUCUCACUAAAGCCAAGUCAUUAGAGGAGCAGGCAGAUGCUGCAAAGGCAGGAGCAGAGGGAAUUUUGGAAACAGCUAAGCUAGUUGUAGAUGCACUUGAAGAAGCACAAGAUGCCCAAGACAAAGCUGAAGAUGCUAUAAGAAAGGCCAAUAACGACAUAUCAGUAGCAGAAAGGGACCUUACUCAAAUUGCAAGUGGAACAGAAGAUGCUCAACAAAAGGCAAAUGAAACAGUUGUAGAAGUAAAUUUUCUGCAAGCAAGACUGAAACCUCUGCAAACACAGUUCUUACAAAAUGCCCAUGAUGCAGAGGAAGUGGCACAGGAGGCAGAGAAGCUGGAAGCAGAGGUCCAGAGGGCUCAGAGCAAUACAAGUCAGCUGCAAGACCAGUAUGACAGGGCUGCAGCUGAGCUGGCCAAGAGGGCCAGUCGGUCAAAUGAAGCCCAUGAGCGUGCACAAAGUCUCCUAAAAAAAUCCAGCACUCUACUGUCAGAUUCACUGCGAAAAUCAAAGGAACUUGAUGAUAUGAAGAAGGAAUAUGAUGGGCAUGAUAAAAUUCUGAGGGACCUGAAUAUAGAAAUAGAUCAUCUUAUAGACAGGAUGAAUAAAUAUCAAGGUGUCAUCAAUGAAAGAUCUGAGUACUAUCGCAGUUGUCUGUCGUAAGGCAGUGCAUAGGAGUAUUCUGCUUAAAAGCAUUUAGUGGACAAUUUAAGUUGACAGAAGUGAAUCUGUGUGAGAUGUUGGCAUUCCAUAGAAAAGUGCAUUUAUUACCUCCAUCUGGGUGUGUCCUGGAAGUUCUUAUUAAUUUAAAAAUGUAUCAGGAAAGAGAAGUAGUGUACAGAAUAUCUGUAACAGUUUUCUCUGAAAUGUGAGUGAUAGUUGGGAAUUGUUUUCAUGUGUGACUGAAGUGGAAGGGCAGAUCUGUUAGUGAAAGAUUCCAUGAAAGGAUUAAAUGAAUGAAGGGUGUGCAUAGAAAACAUUAGAAAUGUUCAUGUGAUGAACUAGUCUGCAAUAUCAGACAAGGCUGUACAAUACAGAACACAAAAUAAUGCAUUACGUCACCAAUAAGACUGAAUUCGUGGUUCAGGCACAUAGCAACAGUGGACCUUGGAUUAGUGGGCCCUGUUAACCAAACAGUAAAACAAACUGCUUUGGGACAUUUUGUAAUUUAUAACUUACAUAUUAUGUGAAACCUGUCAGAUGACACCUUGUCUGUAGUUAUACCACACACACAGUGGUAAACUUGGGUGCAGCAGAACUUUUUGUAACUGCCAUUUAGUAUUAACUCUGGAAUUCUAUUCAUUUGUUCAUAAUUACUUUUACUAUUCAUUUUUAUCAUUAUAAGUAAAUAAUAAACUUUUAAGUUUAACAAUGCAGCUGUAGUUAAUAAAUCUGCAAGCAGGUGUAAAUGAAGUUCCUCAUAUUGCAUUGCAAUGGUAAAUAAUCAUUAAUGUCAUGUAUUAAAGUGUUUCAUCCACAGAUUUAGAUAUUUGUAAAGAUACUUUUAAAUAAAAUCAGUUUGUUCAAA